Monoraphidium neglectum is the source of this 1374-nucleotide messenger RNA. RefSeq lists its product as hypothetical. The coding region runs from base 1 to 1374 and encodes 457 amino acids. Gene Ontology annotation, molecular function: peptidyl-prolyl cis-trans isomerase activity. The record is from RefSeq and is a predicted model, not a curated record. NCBI's taxonomy places the organism in Eukaryota, Viridiplantae, Chlorophyta, Chlorophyceae, Sphaeropleales, Selenastraceae. The transcript has 9 exons.
AUGUUCUACCGCGCCGCCGUCGCGCCCGGCAAGCCGGCGGUCUUCGUGCCGCCACCAGAGGAGCAUAUGCUGCACCUCUCCCAGGCCGCGCUGCCGCACGAUGUGCCCGAGGGCACGCGGGUGUCCCUGAUGGUGCGGCACGGCGACGACGACGUGCCCGCGCUGCUGUGCACGCUGUGCGCUGGGCGGCUGGACACCGUGGCCCUCGACCAGUUCUUCAGCCAUUACUGCGAGUUCACAGUGGCCGGCAACGCCACCAUCCACCUCAGCGGGUACUACACCCCUCAGCACGAGGAGGGCGAGGACGGCGACAUAGGGGAGGACGAGGAUGAUGACUACAUGCACCCCAUGAUGAUGCACGAUGGGGCCGAGUACGACAGCGAUGACGAGGAUGAAGACAGCGAGGAUGAUGAGGACGAGGAUGACGAGGACGAGGACGGGCUGGGCGGCAACCCCUGGGCGGCGGCCAGGGGCCUCGGCAAGCAGCCGUCCGCCGUCAUUGAAGAGAUCGAUGACGACGAGGAUGACCGCAAGGGCAAGAAGAACCUGAAGGCCCUGCCUGCCCCAGGCGCGAACGGCAAGCAGCAGCAGCAGCAGCAGCAGCAGCAGCAGCAGCAGCAGCAGCAGCAGCAGCAGGCGGUGCAGCAGCAGCAGGCGGUGCAGCAGCAGAAGAAGAAGGCGCAGCAGCAGCUAGCGGAGGAGUCUGAGGACGAGGAGGACGAGGAGGAUGACGAGGACGAGGAUGACGAGGGUGAGAGCGGAGACGAUGAGGGGGAGGACAGCGAGGAAGACGAGGGGGAGGAAGAGGAGGAGGAGCCGCAGCCCAAGACCAAGGCCGGGGACAAGCGCAAGGCGCAGGCUGACGCGGCCCAGGCCAGCAAGAAGCAGGCGGUUGGCCAGCAGCAGCCCAAGCCGGCGGUGCAGAAGGCGCAGCAGCAGCAGGAGAAGGCCCCGGCCAAGGGGAAGCCGGAGGAGAAGACGCCGGCGGGCAAGAAGCCGCAGCAGGCGGCGGCUGCGACUACCGCGGCCCAGAAGACGCCGCAGCAGCCGCAGCAGAAGGCGUCUCAAGGGCAGCAGCAGCAGCAGCAGCAGCAGCAGGCCAAGACGCCGCAGUCGCAGGCGGCGGCCGCAACCCCAAGCAGCACAACGAAGGCCUCUAAGCCCAGGGUCUUUGAGAAUGGAUUUGAGAUCCACGACCUGAAGAUGGGGCAGCCGGACGGGCGCCUCGCACGCGCGGGCAAGCGCGUGUCCAUGCGCUACGUGGGGCGCCUCAAGAAGGGCGGCAAGGUGUUCGACUCCAACACCAAGGGCAAGCCCUUCUCGUUCAGGCUGGGUGUGGGCGAGGUCAUCAAGGGUUGGGACAGGUGCGUAUAA